Messenger RNA from Sorghum bicolor (sorghum), 3630 nucleotides. RefSeq lists its product as uncharacterized. The coding region runs from base 823 to 3336 and encodes 837 amino acids. The transcript is spliced from 6 exons. NCBI's taxonomy places the organism in Eukaryota, Viridiplantae, Streptophyta, Magnoliopsida, Poales, Poaceae. The record is from RefSeq and is a predicted model, not a curated record. Gene Ontology annotation, molecular function: chromatin binding.
AAAACCACCACACCAACCAGUUUGCCCUUGCCCCUGCGGCCCUGCGCCGCUCCCGAAAGAGAGGGGCCGAACCGAAGCGCAGUAGAUUCCCCUUGCCCCCGUCGACCUCUCGCCCCUCUCCCUCCUCACCAUCCUCGCCUUCCCACCUGUCCGUCUCCUUCCUCCUCCUCCCUCGCGCCGCGCCCUCCUCUCCCCGCCUCCGCGGAGGGAGAGAGAGAGAGAGAGAGCGUCCUGCGCACGAGUGCCCCCGCCCCCGAGAAGAAACCCUUGCCCGCCCCUUUCGUAUAAGCGGCCUGCCACCGGUCUCCCGGAACGCCGCCGCCGCCGCCACCACCGCCGCCGCCGCCGUUGGGUUUCCUUGUGGAGUCACUUUUGAGGGAUUUUCUGGGUUUCUGAGUCAAGGAUCAGCGCUGGAGUGGCCUCGCCGCUGCCUUCCGGUGCAUGGAGGAGUUCCUGCUCAGCCUGAACCCGUUCCGUUUCAAGCCGCUCUGGCCGGCGACGACUGCCCCCAAAUCCUUCUGAGGCCCUAGGAAAUCCUACUCCCGCCCGGGGUUCCUAGAAUCCCCGGGCCGCCGCCUCUCUCCGACUCCCUUGUUUCCUCAGAUAGUCCUCCGAGGUUUCCGAGAGGUACCUCAUCCUCCUCUGCGAACCGAGAGCUCCUAGGGCCGCAAGUCCUCCUAGGGCCGCAAGUCCUCCUUCUCUUUCCGAGGCCCUGAACGUGAGCGGUGCUGCCGGCGGCGGCCCCUCCGUCCGCGUGUUGCCGUGCCCCGGGCCUGUGUGCAAGCGUCCUUCCUUGGCGGCGUUUUAGCGUCGCGGACGAGGAUGGCGAGGGAGGACGGCCCGCAGUUCGUGCGGUGGAGGGAGGAGUUCGUGUCGCAGGAGCGCGGCAGCCGCGUCGUGCACUACUACCUCGAAGACGCGGCCGGCGUGUCGCAUCUCGCCGUCGUCGGCACCGAGAGGAGCCUGCGCCACAUGCUCUACGUGGUAUCGGAGGACUUCAGCGCCGCGUGGGGGUGCGGUGGCGGCGCUGACGACGGCGGCGCGCCGCCCGUUUUUGCGCGCAAGUGGCGGUCACGCCGUGAGGUGGUCGAUUGGCUCGCGUCCUUCCUUCCGGUGAAGGCACUUGACUCAAGUAAAAAAUUCUCAAAAUACAGAUCUUUUGCGGAUAAUGACAUUGGGUCAGAUGGGUAUGGGGAAACUGAUAGCUUUUUGCACCAAAAUCUGGGGAAAGACUGCAGCUCAGACAUUACAUGGUCUGGUUCUUUCUGGACAUGUGGCAAGGAGCGUCGGCACUAUCAAGCUUUUUGUCGCAAUGGGACCACAAUCUCCACCCACACUUUUGUGCUGAUCUUGUCAGAGGAAGAAAAUCGCUAUCUUGCAUACUUGGAAGACAUGUAUGAAGAUAAGAAGGGACUGAAGAAGAUCAAAGUGCGAUGGUUUCAUCAAAACCAGGAAUUCGCUUGUGCUAUACCUCCUCCUCCCCCUCAUCCUUGUGAAGUUUUCAUCACUCCUUUUACACAAGUAAUAAGUGUGGAAUGUGUUGAUGAUAUUGCAACUGUUUUAACUCCUGACCAUUAUGAAAAAUGCUCCAAUGCAAUGCCUACUUCUUCUUUGGCCGGGAUCCGUUUCUGCUUUCGCCAGUAUAAUAAAAAUAAGUUCAAGCAUUUUGAUUUAAGAUCACUGCGCGGGUAUUUUAGUCAAGCUGUUGUUCUGUCCUUAAAAAUUCCAGCUGAGUCAGAAAAGGAUGGUGAAUAUUGUACACCUGGGAAAACUAAGUUUCCGAAGCAGUUAGAGAGGCUUUAUUCAAAAUGUUUGGGCACUAAAAUUUGUCGAAGCCCACAGACAGACUCCAUACCAUCUUAUCAGAUAUUAAGUAAUGAGCAACCUCCUGGGAAGCAUCUCUCGAUCAAGUUUACAGUGCCUCAGAAGCAACUAAUGCCAAAAUAUAAUACUGGUGACAGAUUAGAGAUCUUGUCUCAAGACAGUGGCAUUAUUGGUUGCUGGUUCAGGUGCACUGUUCUGAAGUCAUGCACUAAUCAUAACAAAUUGAAGGUUCAGUAUGAUGAUCUCCAAAAUGCUGAUGAUAGUGGGAGAUUGGAGGAGAUGGUACCUGCCUCUGCAUUGGCUCUUCCUGAUAAACUGGGACUGAGAUGCCAAGACCGACUAAGAAUCAGGCCGCGUCCUCAAGAAAAUAGUUCUGUUGAUGGUGCUUCUCUCUUACCUGGAACUGCUGUUGAUGUCUGGCAAUUUAGUGGCUGGUGGGAAGGAGUUGUUGUCAGUUUGGACAACAUUGUGGCAGAUAGCCUUCAAGUAUAUUUUCCAGGAGAGAACUUUUUCCGUGCAUGCCAACUAAGGAAUGUUAGAAUCUCUAAAGAUUGGGUCAAGAACGGAUGGGUUCAUAUUGAAACAAAGUCAGAUGUGUUGUCACGGAUACCUUCAGAUAGUGUCCGAACAAAGCAAGCUGAUAAUGCACCAUCUGUUGGUCUGAUAGACUCCAGCAGUUCUGCAAUGCCUGAGCAAGAGCUUGCAGCUACCCAAGCAAACUCCCAUGGAGAUAAACCACUACCUAAGCAAGAGCUUGCAGCCACCCAAGCAAACUCCAACGCAGAGAAACCAUUGCCUGAGCAAGAGCUUGCAGCUACCCAAUCAAACUCCAAUGGAGAUAAACCUGUGCCUAAGCAAGAGCUUGCAGCUACCCAAGCAAACUUCAAUGGAGAUAAACCUGUGCCUGAGCAAGAGUUUGCAGCUACCCAAGCAAACUCCAAUGGAGAUAAACCCGUGUCUGAGCAAGAGCUUGCAGCUACCCAAGCAAACUCCAAUGGAGAUAAACCUGCGUCUGAGCAAGAGCUUGCAGCUACUGAAGCAAACUCCAAUGGAGAUAAACCAGUGCCUGAGCAAGAGCUUGCAGCUACCGAAGCAAACUCCACUGGAGAUAAACCAGUGCCUAAGCAAGAGCUUGCAGCUACCCAAUCAAAUUCCAAUGGAGAUAAACCUGUGCCUGAGCAAGAGCUUGCAGCUACUCAAGCCAACUUCAAUGGAGAUAAUAAACAAACAGAAGCAAAUAACCAAUCCGAGGUUAGUAUGACUGAUGAGGACUUCAAUGGAGAUAAUAAACAAACAGAAGCAAGUAAGCAAUCCGAGGUUAGUAUGACUGAUGAGAACCCUCUAGUGGAGGAUGACAAGCGAACAAUUCUAGGGAAGCAUCCCAGGGAUUUUAGUAUGGCUGAUGAAGCCUCAGCUUUUGUGGAGGAUGACAAGCGAAAGCGUCCCAGGGAUGACAAUGAUGCUGAACAGAAAUGCAACGGGGAAGUAGGUGUAGAUGUUAGCAAGACAUGAUGUUUGGAAAGUGUCCCAGGGAUGACGACGAUGCUUGCAAUCCAUGAGUACAUAGCUAUAGAUAUGGUAACUGGAACCCCCAAUGGCAGGGUUUUACUACGCUGCUGAUAUCUGAGCGUAUUGUCGCCUCUUUGCCAUACACAAACCUCUCCUAGUUUUAUUAUUUUGCUGGUAGUUUUGUUUAUGUUAAGAGACACAUGGAUUGCAAGCUGAAUGGUACCCUUUUCAGGCGCGUUGUAUAGCAAUCUAUAUGAUUUUUUAUCUGUCGGUGUUUUCUGCUCGAGUAUAGUUCAA